GCUUCCACUCUCCCUGAAAAAAAAACAAGCACAAAGCAGAGAGCUCUUCGUCGCAGAAACAAUGGCAUCAUCGUGUUCUUCCGCAACAACACUAUCUCUCUGCUCUUCAUUCACUACCCAAUGCAGAAUCUCUCACAACAGUAAGAACCCAAAUUUAAUUUCGAAUACCCAUUUUGUCUCCAAUCCCAAAAUUGUAUCUUUCUCCAAAACCCAUAAGCUCACCACAAUAAGACCCUCUUUUGUACCCGUUCUUAAAUCAUCUGAAUUAGAGGCUCCGGUUCUUGAUGCCGACACGGAUGCAACUGAGUCACAGCCUGAACCUGCUACUUUUUUGGAUGUCUCCCAGGAGGAGCCUAAACGGGAGGAGGUUUUUGCUGUUGUUAUGAUAGGGGGACGCCAGUAUAUUGUUAUUCCUGGCAGAUUUCUUUAUGUUCAAAGGCUCAAAGGUGCAAAUGUUAAUGAUAAGGUUGCCUUGAACAAGGUGCUACUUGUUGGAACAAAAAUGAGCACCUAUAUUGGCAAACCAAUCGUAACUAAUGCUGUUGUUCAUGCCGUAGUUGAAGAGCAGGGAUUAGAUCCGAAAGUUGUUGUCUUCAAGUAUAAGAAGAAGAAAAACUAUCGGAGAAACAUUGGUCAUCGACAGCCAAAUACAAGGAUAAGGAUAACAAGCAUCACAGGCUAUGAAAACUUCCCACAUGUUACCCUUGAUUCAUAGGAGUUUCGAAGGAGUGCACUCAAAAAGGUCAUAUUCAACAUAUUUGUCGAGCAUCAUCUGUGUUGUAUGUAGUUUCAUUUGUAGAUUAGUGUUUAGAUUGAAUGCUAAGUUCUAAAAUUGAAUCUUGAAAAUCAUUUGCAAAUGAGCUACUAUCCGAGUAUUA
Messenger RNA from Mercurialis annua (annual mercury), 878 nucleotides. RefSeq names its product 50S ribosomal protein L21, chloroplastic. Gene Ontology annotation, cellular component: ribosome. The transcript is spliced from 5 exons. Gene Ontology annotation, molecular function: structural constituent of ribosome; RNA binding. The coding region runs from base 62 to 715 and encodes 217 amino acids. Gene Ontology annotation, biological process: translation. Lineage: Eukaryota; Viridiplantae; Streptophyta; Magnoliopsida; Malpighiales; Euphorbiaceae. The record is from RefSeq and is a predicted model, not a curated record.